AUGGACAACCUGACAUUCAGAUACAACAUACUCUUAGUGGAGGGACUGAAAGUUACACCUCAGUCCAGCCAUCUUGCAUUCAUCCUUCUUUUGAUUGCUUACAUAUUUAUAAUGGUAGCUAACAUUGGGAUUUUGAUUCAGAUCUCAGCAGAAAAAAGUUUACACCAGCCCAUGCAUAUUCUUUACUGCAACCUGCCACUGAGUGAUGUACUUGGCACAAAUAUUAUUGUUCCACGCUUGUUGAAGUAUAUUUUUAUGGAACCCUCUGAGCGCUACAUCACAUAUGUGGAGUGUGUUAUUCAAAUUUUCUUUGCACAUUUGUAUGGAACAACAUCCCACACUGUGCUGAUGAUUGGCCUUACUGUGCGUCUGUCUCACUGCAGAUAUGUGAUUCAAAAUCCCUUUUGUGACAAUGCUUCACUGUUUAAACUUUCUUGUGAAAAUGUGGUUAUUAAUAAUGUUUAUGGAUUAACUUUUACUAUAGUUUUACUCACUUCCUCAUUGGGGAGUGUGGCAACAACAUAUCUCAGGAUUGCAAUUGUAUGCUUUAAAAGCAAAAAUAAAGCCACAAACAGCAAGGCCAUAAAAACCUGCAGUACUCACUUAGCUUGUUAUGUAAUCAUGAUGGUCUCUGGAUUCACAACCAUUUUUCUCCAUCGUUUCCCUGAAUUAUCUGAUAGUCGGAAACUAUCUACUAUAUUAUUCCAUGUUGUACCUCCAUGCUUGAAUCCCAUAAUAUAUGGUCUGCAAGCCAAAGAAAUUAGGCAGAGGAUUUUUCAACUAUUUAAUAGAAAUAAAGUUAAUUCUAAGUGA
Myxocyprinus asiaticus (Chinese sucker) is the source of this 813-nucleotide messenger RNA. Its product is annotated as olfactory receptor 1L3-like. Bases 1 to 813 code for a protein of 270 amino acids. The record is from RefSeq and is a predicted model, not a curated record. Gene Ontology annotation, molecular function: olfactory receptor activity. Gene Ontology annotation, biological process: G protein-coupled receptor signaling pathway. Gene Ontology annotation, cellular component: membrane. NCBI's taxonomy places the organism in Eukaryota, Metazoa, Chordata, Actinopteri, Cypriniformes, Catostomidae. The transcript has 2 exons.